Messenger RNA from Telopea speciosissima, 939 nucleotides. RefSeq names its product amino-acid permease BAT1 homolog. Lineage: Eukaryota; Viridiplantae; Streptophyta; Magnoliopsida; Proteales; Proteaceae. Gene Ontology annotation, molecular function: transmembrane transporter activity. Gene Ontology annotation, cellular component: membrane. Gene Ontology annotation, biological process: transmembrane transport; amino acid transport. The record is from RefSeq and is a predicted model, not a curated record. The coding region runs from base 1 to 939 and encodes 312 amino acids. The transcript has 6 exons.
AUGUCUGGUCUAGAGAUGGAUUCAGGAGAGAGGCGUCUAAACGAGCUUGGUUACAAGCAAGAACUCAGAAGAGAAAUGUCUCUGUUGAAGAUAUUUGGGAUAACAUUCUCAACAAUGGCGGUUUUCAUAGGGACACCACUGUAUGGUUCAAGUAUUCUUUACGCAGGGCCUGCAAGUAUGAUAUGGGGAUGGGUUGUGGUUACAUUCUUCACUUGGUUCAUUGGCUUUGCUAUGGCUGAGAUCUGUUCUUCUUUCCCAACAGCUGGUUCACUAUACUUCUGGUCAGCUCAAUUGGCUGGUCCUAUAUGGGGUCCAUUUGCAUCUUGGUGCUGUGCUUGGCUGGAAAUUAUCGGCCUUGUUUCUGGGAUAGGCGCACAGGCUUAUCCAGGGUCACAGGUAACUGGCUGUUUGGUUAUAACUAUAAUGCUCCCGGUGGUGGCACUGCAUAAGCAAUCUGCUUCUUAUGUGUUCACUCAAUUUAAGACAUCUCCAGAGUUGACAGGGAUCAGUAGCAAACCCUAUGCUGUGAUUCUAUCACUACUUCUCACUCAAUACAGUUUGUUGGGUUAUGACACUGCUGCACAUCUAACAGAGGAAACAAAGGGUGCAGAUAUAACUGGCCCUAUUGCAAUUCUCUCAGGCAUUGGAGUUGUCACAUUUUUCGGAGCGGGUUACUACUUAGCUCUUACUUUCAGCAUUCAGGAUCUGAACUACUUAUACGACCCAACCAAUGAGACAGCAGGGGCACUAAUACCAGCACAAAUAUUCUAUGAUGCAUUUCAGGGGAGGUUCAAUAACUCUGUAGGAGCUAUAGUUUUUCUGGUCAUCAUAUGGGGAUCCUUUUUCUUUUGUGGCCUUUCAAUAACUACUAGUGCAGCCAGAGUAGUAAGAGAAACCAGCUUCAAUUCUCCUCCUAAUUCUAUCUCAUUUUUCUUAUAA